Messenger RNA from Toxotes jaculatrix (banded archerfish), 1912 nucleotides. RefSeq names its product matrix metallopeptidase 30 (gene mmp30). NCBI's taxonomy places the organism in Eukaryota, Metazoa, Chordata, Actinopteri, Toxotidae. The record is from RefSeq and is a predicted model, not a curated record. Gene Ontology annotation, molecular function: zinc ion binding; metalloendopeptidase activity. Gene Ontology annotation, biological process: collagen catabolic process; extracellular matrix organization; proteolysis. The coding region runs from base 152 to 1636 and encodes 494 amino acids. The transcript has 10 exons. Gene Ontology annotation, cellular component: extracellular matrix.
AUGCAUCUUUCUCUGCUCUUGCAUCCAAAUCACUGAAAUUGACUGGAAAUAACCAAGCAGUGCAGUCCAACCCAGUAUCUGAGCAGAGCCUGAGAGGGAGAGUAAAUAAAGUACCUGGAGUUAUUUCUUCUCUGCAGUAGAAAGAGGAAUCAUGGAAGGUGCACUGGCUGUUAUAACCAUGAUGGUAGCGGUGACUGUAGUGACCCUCUGUGGAGCUGUGCCCGGCACUUCACCCACCCAAGAAGAGCUCUCUAAAGCCCAGGACUAUCUGUCUCAGUUUUUCUCUGAUGUGGGCGUCAGUGCUCCCAGCACUGUCUGGAGAAGCUCUCUAGACUCAUUUGAAGACACUCUCAGAAAAAUGCAGGAGUUCUUUGGCCUGGAGGUGACGGGGCAACUGGACUCCAGCACCCUGGAAGUGAUGGCUCGCCCCCGCUGUGGUUUCACAGACGUGGCCAGAUACAGCCACUUCGAAGGCAGACCAAAAUGGGACAAGACCUUGGUCACAUACAGGAUAACUGACUACACACAAGACUUGAGACAGAGUGAUGUGGAUGCAACCAUAGCCAAGGCUCUGAAACUCUACAGUGAUGUCACUCCUCUGGAUUUCAAGCAGAUUGACAGUGGCACCGCUGACAUUAUGAUCAAGUUCAAGAGUCAAGACCAUGGGGAUUUUGCCCCAUUUGAUGGACAGAGUGGGGUCUUGGCCCAUGCAUUCUCCCCUGGAGAAGGUAACGGAGGUGACACCCACUUUGAUGAAGAUGAAAACUGGACUCUAACCUCAGCAGGAACCAACCUCUUCCUGGUAGCAGCCCAUGAGCUCGGCCAUGCACUGGGACUGGCUCACUCUCAGGUCCAGACCGCUCUGAUGUAUCCCACCUACCAGUAUGUUAACACAGAGGGGUACAAGCUGCCAGAUGACGACAGACAGGGAGUACAAGCUAUCUAUGGAAUCAGAACAACAUCAGCUCAACCAACUACUGAAACUGACCCAAAUCCACAGCCUACCGAAAAACCUGUGCCAAAGCCACAACCUGUGCCUGAACCACAUCCUGAACCCACACCAGACAGGUGCAGCAGGAACCUGAUUUUUGAUGCUGCAACCUCCAUCCAGAGUAAUCUUUACUUCUUUAAAGAUGGAUUUUUCUGGAAGAGGAGCAGCUCCUGGGACGGCAUCACUAUGAAGACAAUUCAGUCUGUCUGGCCUGGAAUCAGCAGAGUUGAUGCAGCUUAUGAGUAUCAGAAAGGGAAUACUGUCAUUUUCUUUGAAGGGAAUCGCUACUGGGGAAUCAGAGGAAACACUGUCCUAUCUGGUUAUCCCAAACCUCUCAGCGACUUUGGCUUCCCUCCAUCUGUCACCAGAGUAGAUGCUGCUGUCCACGUGUCAUUGACCAGCAGAACCCUCCUCUUUGUGAAAAACAAAUACUGGAGCUACAAUGACAGGAGGGGCAGAAUGGAUGGUGGGUACCCAAAAUACAUUCACACAGAGCUCCCCGGGAUUGGCUUCAGAGUGGAUGCAGCUUUUGAGAACAAAGGUUACCUGUACUUCUCAUAUGGAUCCACACAGACAGAGUACCACUACCUACGAAGAAGAGCUCGUCGCACUCUGUUCAACAAUAGAUGGAUGGAUUGCAACUAAAGAAACAAUAACGCAACUACACAAACACAAACACAGCUGUAAGCAUGCAAUAGAGCAAUGGUCUAUUCCAUUAAUUCAUCCUGAGUAGCUUAUUGUAGCUUUUCACUAGAAAUCUGCAAGGAAGUACAUCAAUUGAAAAAGAAACACAAUAUGAAAUUGUAUAUUAGAGCUGUAGGCAACAACUCCUUGUUCUGUAGCUAAGGCUUUCUCUUGGACAUGCAUCAAUUAAACAUGAUUUAAUCAAGCUUUAAUAGUGAAAAAAAUCAAGUUGAAACG